Molecule: messenger RNA, 8102 nt
Organism: Phalacrocorax carbo (great cormorant)
Lineage: Eukaryota; Metazoa; Chordata; Aves; Suliformes; Phalacrocoracidae
Source: RefSeq, a predicted model, not a curated record
CCGGUCCCGCCCGGGACGUGCGGCAGGUGCCCCCGGCUGCCACCCGAGCCGGGCCGGCCCCCCCCCAGGGCGCGGGGUGGGUCCGGGCGGCAGGGCAGGCCCUCUCCAGCGGCGCCGACAGCCUCCGGGGCGGCCCUGCGCUCCGCUCCGCAGGCACCGGCCGCCGGCGGGAACAAAGGCGGCGGCAGGCGGCGGCACGGUCCGGCCCGUGUGAGGCAGCCCGCCUGCCCCUGCUUCCUGGGCCGGGCUGGGCUGGGCUAGGCGAGGCGGCCUCCGCGCCCCCGCCCCGCCCCGCCGGCGCGGAGCCGAGCCGAGCCGCCGCCGCAGUCGCAGCAGCGCCGGUCGCGGGGCGCGCUCGCCGCCCGUCGCAGGAGCUGCAUGUGCGCGGGAGGAGCGGCGGAGGAUGGCAGUGCUCAAGCUCGCCGACCAGCCACCUCUGGUCCAAGCGAUUUUCAGUGGCGAUCCAGAAGAAAUACGGAUGUUGAUCUACAAAACUGAGGAUGUCAACGCCUUGGAUGCUGAGAAACGAACUCCUCUUCACGUUGCAUCAUUCCUGGGGGAUGCAGACAUCAUUGAGCUUCUCAUUUUGUCAGGCGCUCGUGUUAAUGCCAAGGACAAUAUGUGGCUGACUCCUCUCCAUCGAGCAGUUGCUUCAAGAAGUGAAGAAGCAGUGCAAGUAUUGAUUAAGCACUCAGCCGAUGUCAAUGCUCGGGACAAGAACUGGCAGACACCAUUGCACGUGGCGGCUGCCAACAAGGCAGUGAAGUGUGCGGAAGUCAUCAUUCCCAUGCUGAGCAGCGUCAAUGUCUCUGACCGAGGUGGGCGGACGGCAUUGCACCAUGCAGCUCUGAAUGGCCACAUCGAGAUGGUGAACUUGCUCUUAGCCAAGGGGGCAAACAUCAAUGCUUUUGACAAAAAGGACAGAAGAGCUCUUCACUGGGCAGCGUACAUGGGUCACCUGGAAGUUGUUGCCUUACUGAUUAAUCACGGUGCAGAAGUGACUUGUAAGGACAAGAAGGGUUACACCCCACUUCAUGCAGCUGCAUCCAAUGGGCAGAUUAACAUUGUGAAACACCUCCUUAACCUGGGGGUAGAGAUUGAUGAAAUGAACAUCUAUGGAAAUACUGCGCUUCACAUUGCCUGUUACAAUGGUCAGGAUUCUGUUGUUAAUGAGCUGAUUGACUAUGGUGCUAACGUAAAUCAGCCUAAUAAUAAUGGAUUCACUCCCUUGCAUUUUGCUGCCGCUUCCACUCAUGGAGCACUGUGUCUUGAGCUACUAGUGAAUAAUGGGGCAGAUGUUAACAUUCAGAGUAAGGAUGGGAAGAGCCCACUGCACAUGACAGCUGUCCAUGGGAGGUUCACGCGGUCGCAGACCCUCAUUCAGAACGGAGGGGAAAUCGACUGUGUUGAUAAGGAUGGUAACACCCCUCUGCACGUGGCUGCAAGAUACGGACAUGAGCUUUUGAUUAACACCCUCAUAACCAGCGGAGCUGAUACUGCCAAGUGUGGGAUCCACAACAUGUUCCCUUUACACUUAGCCGCGCUGAAUGCUCACUCAGACUGCUGCAGGAAAUUGUUGUCAUCGGGACAAAAGUAUAGCAUAGUGUCCUUGUUUAGUAAUGAGCACGUGCUGUCUGCAGGCUUUGAAAUAGACACCCCCGAUAGUUUUGGAAGAACGUGCCUCCACGCUGCUGCUGCAGGAGGUAAUGUUGAAUGUAUAAAACUCUUGCAAAGCAGUGGAGCAGAUUUUAAUAAGAAGGACAAAUGUGGGAGGACACCUUUGCAUUAUGCAGCUGCAAAUUGUCAUUUCCACUGCAUUGAGACACUGGUGACAACAGGAGCCAAUAUUAAUGAAACAGAUGACUGGGGACGCACCCCUUUGCACUAUGCUGCUGCUUCUGACAUGGACCGAAAAAAGAAUAUUUUAGGUAACUCCCAUGAAAAUGCUGAAGAACUUGAAAGAGCCAGUGAGAUGAAGGAAAAAGAAGCUGCAUUGUGUCUAGAGUUUCUUCUACAAAAUGAUGCCAAUCCAUCCAUCCAAGACAAAGAGGGGUACAACACUGUGCAUUAUGCUGCUGCAUAUGGGCACCGGCAGUGUUUGGAACUGCUUCUGGAAAAAACCAACAAUAUGUUUGAGGAAUCCGAUUCUGCAGCUACAAAAAGUCCUUUGCAUUUAGCGGCCUAUAACGGUCAUCACCAAGCCUUGGAAGUACUUCUCCAAUCUCUGGUAGAUCUGGAUAUUAAGGACGAGAAGGGACGCACUGCUUUGGACCUGGCUGCUUUUAAAGGACAUGCAGAGUGUGUGGAAGCUCUCAUCAGCCAAGGUGCUUCUGUCACUGUAAAAGACAAUGUCACCAAAAGGACACCCCUCCACGCCUCAGUCAUUAAUGGCCAUACACCUUGUUUACGAUUGUUGCUAGAAGUUGCAGACAACCCUGACGUGACAGACGCCAAAGGACAAACCCCACUAAUGCUUGCAGUGGCAUAUGGGCACAUUGAUGCUGUUUCUUUAUUACUUGAAAAAGAAGCAUCUGUAGAUGCAGCUGAUCUCCUGGGAUGCACAGCUUUACAUCGAGGGAUUAUGACUGGGCAUGAAGAGUGUGUUCAGAUGCUGUUAGAAAAAGAAGUAUCUAUUUUAUGUAAAGACGCCAGAGGCAGAACACCUCUGCACUUUGCAGCAGCUCGGGGUCAUGCCACUUGGCUGAGUGAAUUACUGCAGAUAGCACUUUCAGAGGAAGACUGCAGUUUGAAAGAUAAUCAAGGUUAUACACCGCUGCACUGGGCUUGUUACAAUGGUCAUGAAAACUGCAUAGAGGUACUAUUGGAACAAAAGUUUUUCCGCACAUUCUAUGGUAAUAGCUUCUCUCCAUUGCACUGUGCCGUAAUCAAUGAUCAUGAAAACUGUGCAUCACUGCUCAUCGGAGCCAUUGAUGCCAGCAUUGUCAAUUGCAAAGAUGACAAAGGAAGAACACCCCUUCACGCAGCAGCCUUCGCAGAUCACGUGGAGUGCCUCCAGCUCCUCCUGAGUCACAGCGCACAAGUCAAUGCUGCGGACCACGCAGGGAAAACACCUCUCAUGAUGGCAGCUCAAAAUGGUCACAUAGGUGCUGUAGACUUUUUGGUGAACGUUGCCAAGGCUGACCUGACAUUAAAAGAUAAGGAGUUGAAUACAUCUUUGCACUUGGCUAGCAGUAAAGGUCAUGAAAAAUGUGCCUUGUUAAUACUUGACAAGAUACAAGAACAGAGCCUUAUUAAUGCAAAAAAUAAUGCAUUGCAGACACCUCUCCAUAUUGCUGCACGAAAUGGCUUAAAGAUGGUGGUUGAAGAGUUGCUAGCCAAAGGGGCAUGUGUCCUAGCAGUAGAUGAAAAUGGUCAUACGCCAGCCCUGGCUUGCGCUCCUAACAAAGACGUGGCUGACUGCCUGGCACUCAUUUUGGCUACCAUGAUGCCUUUUUCUCCUUCCAGUUCAAUGACGGCUUUCAACUUCGUUUGUUUUAAAAAAGACAAUUUGGGCAGGACACAUCUCUGCGAUGGCUCCAGUAUGGGUAGCAUUAACUCUUAUAAUAAGCCCUUGAGUAAUAACAUAGGAACAGAGGAUGGGUACAAUGAAAAUGAUUCGGAUUCUGAAACAUUUUGACUUUUGGUAUUCAAAACCUUUUUUUCACUAUUGUUUCAUUUGAGCUUUAUUUCCAUCUUUUUAAACAGCUUAAAUUCCACAGCUAUAUUCUUUAACUAUUAUUCUUGACAAUUAGGUAUUGGAAAACUUUGUAGCGUUGAUGAGAAUCAAGCCUUUAAAUAACAAAGUGAGAGUGAUUUACUGGACCGUAUUCCCAUUAAUGUUCUGCAGCUUUUCAGCCUCUUCAUGUUUCCUUUAGGCCCUAAGUGCCCCUGUGGAAAGUCUCUACCUCUUACUUUAGGUAGAAAAAGAGAAAAUGCCUUUUUUUUCUUUUUGACAGCACAAAUAAACACAGAACUGUUUGUAAAAAGUUCUUACAUGUUUUAGCUGUACCUUUACUACAUGAACGUAUUUCCAGUGUAGCCUUCAUAGAUUCGAGCAUCACCCCUUUCCUCUGUUUGUCUGUUUCCUGCUGCCAGGGGCUCUGUUAAUUAGAUGAUCUUUUUUUACACAAACCAAAGGUAAAGUUAUAAAUCUUAAAACUGCCUGUAUUACUUUUCUACAGGAGACAAAAUCUUUUACAUUCUGCGUGUAUUAAGCACUUAAACCUACAGAAGGCACUUUUUACAGUUCUUAGUUGCAGCACACAAUUAGAAAAUUAUAGUGAUAAACUCUUAAGGCCAAAUUCUGCUUGUCUCACCAGAUUUUCUCACGGACAUUAGUGGAACCACUUGGCCCUUAUUUUUUUUUCAAUUCAGCACAAACAUGUAGGGUUUAUUUGCACUACAGAAUUAGGGUCAUUAGAUGCUUCUGUCACCUGAGCCAUUAACCAUGAAUCUAGUAUCAGAAAAAAAAAAAAAAAAUCAGGUGUAGACAAAGGUGUAUGUAAAAGUUUAUAAUGACUUGCCAACUUAAACUGAUUUUAUUUUUCCUUUUCUAUGCUAAAAUAACUUAUUUUUACUGUAAACAGUACGGAAUUUUAAAAUACUUUUGCCAGUGUUUGGGUUAACAGAGCAAAGGUAAAGCAAUGAAAGCAUAACACCAAAAGUUGAAAUACCAAACACCAGAAAACAGAGCAGUGUACCGUGCGGGGGAUCGGAGAUACAUGCUAAAAAAGCCUAUUGUCACCAGCUUUUAAAGCAAUGUCAACUUUGUGAAUAUGUUUACUCCUUCUGCCAAAGUUUCUAGGUCAAAUGGACCACGACCCUCGUCUGCAACAGAUGUACAAAAGGAAGAAUGAGACUUUGUAAACAAAAGCAAACAAACCUAAACAAAAAGCUAUCAUGAACUAACCAGCUGUACCAAGAGGACCAAAAUGCUUCAGUAAUUAAACGGAAGACUUUGCUACUUUUAUUUUUUCUUCAAAUGUGAGUGAUACAAUGAAGUAGUUUUUCUAAACUAUAAAGAUAUAAACUUUUGAGGUAAUGAGUAGUCUUGAGUGAAUUUUACAUUUUAUGAUGCAGGUUUUGAGUUGACAUUUGUAACUGAUGAUGUGUUGACCACAGUUGUUUGUUUUUUCCAGACUAAAGAAUAUGUUAAUCUACUUUUAAUGUAAAUGUGUUUAUAUUUAUUUGAAAUGAAACAAAUGCCCAGGAAAAAUAACUAUGGCUUGUUCUCCUAGUUAGUGUUUGUGCAUACUAUUUGACAUGACGCGAAAUGAAAUGUGAAUCUAAGCAAGACUUGAUGGCCUGAGUAGAAAAAGGAAGGGCUGAUGCACUUCUGGAGAGUGCCCACCUUCUUGUAUGGAACGCAAAGAUAAAGUCCACAGGCUAUACUGCUUAAAAGCAGAGAGCAAAACACCUUCCACCAUUUCAGAGCAUAAGAAAGGGAUCCAACCCCUUGCUGGACAAGUGAGAGGACACUGUACAGCUACAGUAAAGAGGAGAAAAGGUGAUACAGCAUGGAGUCAAGGUGUUAAAGUUCCCGCGAUUCGCACUCAGGCUGUCUGCAGGCCUACAUCUGUGCUGGGAGGAUGAGACGAGCUUCCUCAGUGCAUGCUUUCGGCAGGGCAAAUAGAAAGUAAGGGUUUUUAUUUUAGUUGCAGUUUUUAGCUGUGUUCCACUGAAUUGUAAAAAAUCUAUUGGCAGAUUCCAGUUCUUUAAUUAAGAAAAAUAUGUAUUAAGUUUAUUUUGCCUUGCUAAAAUUAAAUAUUGUUUCCUUGAACAUGAACAAAUUUCCAAAGUUUACAACAAAAAAUCACAAGGAUAGUGUCUCUAAAGGUGAACACUCCUUUUUCCCUCAACUCUGUAUUUUCUGCAGUAGAACGACAGAGCUGGUUUCCUCCUCAGAAAUAGCACAGAAUAACAUUUUUAUGAUUGACUUUUUUCAACAUUUUUGCUUUUAAGAGUUGCAGAACAGCAAUAACCACCUUACUUUAAGCACUGAAAAUAAGAGGAGAGAUCAAUUGUUAAAGUUUUCAGUGGUGUCUGUUCAGUAAUAGACAUCUGAAAUUCUGCUUUUUUUAUAAUGUGGAAUGAUAGCAUUGAAAACAAAUACAUGAAUGGGAAAUGGCUGCCACCUGUCUAACAGCAGGAUCAGCCUUUUAACCUUUGUUUAACCAGAGAUAUAGGUAGACUCCUUAGCAGGAGUAGUUAGAAGUCUCACCCCGAAAUACAGAAAGUUACACUAUCCUACAUGAAGUUGCUUCAUUAGGAGAAAACCAGUCCUCUUUGUAAAGAGGAUGAUGUAUUAUUUUAAGCAGCCAUUUUUUAAAAAAAUCAGUAUUUUUACUUGCUACCAUACAGAGUUACUGAAAAUAUUUCUGUAUAUUUGCAAUACCUCGUAACUCUGGUAAUUGUGUAGUGCAACAACUGCUGCCUCUUCAUGAUGUACACAACAUUAUAGAAGCAUAGGUGAUUACUGAAUUUCUUUGAUCCUUCUAGGAACCAAAUCUAAACUUUACUGAUUUAACUUUUCUGUAAACUAACAAUGAUGUAAAAAUGCAAUAUUCCAAAAAUCAUGGGAGCAUAUGAUUUGUUAGCAUCUUAAGGGCAUUGGGAAAGUCAUGUUUUGAGUAUGGUUUAUUUAGGAGGAAAACUGUCAUGAGCAAGACAGUUGGAAGUACUCAGUAUUGGCCUGUCCCACAUCUCACGUGAGUUACCAGAAUCCCUUUUUUGUAUGCUAGUACAUUAAUCUGUAAUAUAAUUUAUCACAUGUAGAAAUAAAUUUGUAAUUUAGGGCAGAUAUUUAAGGAUGAGAAUAAUUUUACUCUUGUAAAUUAUCACCUUGCCUUUCUGUGGACUUUUUACAAGAGUAGAGUUAAUCGUAACAUAAUUGUUGCACUUAACCCUGGAUCCUGCGAUUUACAGUACGUGGACGACUUCUGUGCCUGCACCAAGCAAAGGGUAUCUGGGGAGGGGCAGCCGCCUGCCCCCGCUGUAUUAGCAGGAUUGUUUCAUCCUGUAUUGUAACCACAGCUGCAGGUGGAAUCCACGGCAGGAUGGGGUCCCAAGUCUCUCUCAUAAAUACUGAGUUACAACCUCCAGACUGCCUGAAAUUGCUGUGAAAUAGCUCAGGGUAUUUCCGUUCAUCGCUACUAAAAGGGCACCAUAAUGUGUUUGGUACUUUUAUGCAGUAAACAACUGCCAGAUUAUUGAAUUAGAACAAACACAUGAAAUGAAUUGUUUAUCCAUUGUACUGUUGAGAAACUUGGUUAUGUAUCUUGAGGAUGAUUUUAAAAAAACUUGUGACUUUUAUUCUUGGUCAUGUAAGAAAUAUUAGAGUGCCUUUUUAUAUUUGUGUAUAAUGGAAAUGUUUUGUGAAACUCGUCUUUUUUUUGAGUGUUACAGAAGCAAUAUAUUACCAGUAAAUUUUCAUUUCAGACCUUCUUUGAAUGUAUAAAGUGUUUCUUCUUUUCAUAUGUUCUACCUGCAUUGAAAUGAAAAUUAAUAUGCUAAAUUUCUAUAGGAAUAAUGUAUAAUUUUUGCAGUGCUGAAAAUGCUUUCUUAUUACACAAAAAGUAAACCUUAGGUCAGUGUUAUAGGAAAGGGCGUUUUAAACUAGUGACAAUCUGAGUGUGUGUACAAAAUGUAAUUUUAUGCGUUUCUUAUGCAGUGGUCUACAUAGUAAAGCCAAUAUCUUAUGUUUUGUAGGUUUUUGUCUUAUAUUUUAUGCUUUAGCAUGUGCAAUAUAUCUUUACAAACCAUGGUGAUACAAAUCUGGUGCCAGUGUUAUAUUUUGCAUAACAUUUGUAACAAACAAUAUAAAAUAUUGUUUGAUGGUUUAAGUGGGGUUUUGUUGGUAUUGUUUGGUUUUGUAAACUGAAGUUUAAGGACUUGGGUAAAUGUCACAUAUGAAAUGAGGAAAAAGACUUACUUCAGUGAAUGACUUGGAAUUCAACCUAAGUCUUAUCAAGCACAGUUUAGAAACUUUUUCAACUACUGAAUGCUGUAUUAAUGUAAUGAAGAACCCUAACUGUAAACUACUAUUGCAAUGCAUUCAGAUGGUUAUUUUUACAAAUAAAAAUGGUACAAAUACUGUUGGAGAA